Messenger RNA from Lytechinus pictus (painted urchin), 3825 nucleotides. Its product is annotated as sodium-dependent phosphate transport protein 2B-like. Gene Ontology annotation, biological process: sodium-dependent phosphate transport. Lineage: Eukaryota; Metazoa; Echinodermata; Echinoidea; Temnopleuroida; Toxopneustidae. The record is from RefSeq and is a predicted model, not a curated record. The transcript is spliced from 6 exons. Gene Ontology annotation, cellular component: membrane. The coding region runs from base 356 to 2137 and encodes 593 amino acids. Gene Ontology annotation, molecular function: sodium:phosphate symporter activity.
ACACUGUAUACCGUCUGCUCAUGGUGAUCACAUGUACGGCAGACAUAAUUUAAUCCCCCCAAAACUCAACCUCCUUAUUGUAUUCACUCAUUACCAUCAUAAAAGAAAGGGGUGUGUUCUAUACCUCAUCCAGUAUACUUCGUCAAAUUACCAACUUACCCUUGGUUUGAUAAGAGCGCGGAGAAAGAAAGGUUUCUAACUCUUCCUGAUGAACUUUGGUGCAAGCGUUUGGAGUCACGCACUGCUCUGGCAGUGCUAAACAUUCCUGAGUUGCACUAGCAUCUUUUUCUGCUAUUAUUUCAAAUCUGUUUAUUUUGUUUUGUUUCCUUAGGAGGAAUUAGACGUGAACUUGAUAAUGGCGUCAAGUAAAGCAGCGGAGAGUGGUCUCGAUAUGGUAGAUACAGGUGCAGUAGAGAAAGGACUGGUCCCAGACAAUAAGGAGGAUCCAUGGGAUGUUGCUUUGGAUGAGAUCAACCCAGGAACUAAAUGGAAAGAUCGAACAACCACAGGCAAGGUCAUCUUCGUAUUCUUAACCUUCGUCCGCUUCAUCCUUCUCCUGGGAUGUCUCUAUCUCUUCAUCUGUGCCCUUGACUUCCUGGCUACAGCCUUCAGAUUACUUGGUGGCGAAGCUGCCGGCGAGGUUCUUCAGAACAGUGAGCUUCUAUCCAAUCCAGUCUGUGGGUUAAUGAUUGGUGUCCUAGUUACAGUGCUCGUACAAAGCUCCAGUACUUCAACUUCAAUCGUUGUAUCAAUGACGUCAGCUAGAAUCAUUUCUGUGAAGCUUGCUAUCCCGAUUAUCAUGGGCGCUAACAUCGGAACUUCGGUCACAAAUACUAUCGUGUCGCUGGGUCAGGCAAAGGAUAAGAACGAGUUCCGCCGUGCGUUCGGUGGUGCUACAGUGCACGACAUGUUUAAUUGGCUGGCCGUGCUGAUUCUUCUACCAUUAGAGGUGAUCGCACAACCUCUCUUCCGUCUCACCGAAGCCAUCGUUGUCGGUGCUGGGAUCGAAAGAAACAAUGUCAAGAUUGAAAUUCUCAAGGUCAUCACAAAACCAUUCACAAGCUGGGUCAUUAGGAUUGACAAAGGAGCCAUUGAAGACACCGCCCUCAACCCAAACCUUACUAAUAUCCGUCUUCUUAAGACAUGUAUUGUUGAGAAACCUGAGAUGAUGAGUACAUUAGCUCCGGAUGAGAUGACUACUGCAAUGAUAGAAACCACCACUCCCAAACCAUGUUCAUGGCAUUGGUUUGCAUACUCUGGUUUCAGCGAUACUAUUGCUGGUGUUAUCAUGUUAGUAUUCGCCUUGGCUCUCCUAUGCAUCUGUUUAGUCUGUAUCGUCAAACUCCUAAACUCACUCCUCAGAGGAAGCAUAGCCCUCGUCAUCAAGAAGUUCGUCAACGCUGACUUCCCUGGUUACACUGCAUUCCUGACAGGCUACCUCGCCAUCAUCAUCGGAGCCGUCUGCACAUUCAUUGUCCAGAGUAGUUCUAUCUUCACCUCAGCAAUGACACCACUCGUAGGCAUUGGCGUCAUCACGCUCGAGCGCAUGUACCCUCUCACUCUGGGAUCGAACAUCGGAACGACCGCCACCGGCAUCAUCGCCGCCCUACCGAACGAAGGCAAGGACCUUGCCAAUGCAAUGCAGGUUGCCCUCUCGCACUUUUUCUUCAAUAUCUUUGGCAUCGCAAUCUGGUAUCCUAUUCCUUUUAUGCGCAAACUCCCAAUCGGUAUGGCCCGGGUUAUGGGUAACACCACUGCCAAAUACCGCUGGUUCGCCAUCUUUUAUCUCAUCAUCAUGUUCUUCGUAGUUCCCGCUCUUGCAUUCGCGCUUUCUAUAGCUGGUAACAUCUAUCUUUUCGUUAUCGGUGGCAUCGUCCUAUUCAUCUUCCUUGUUGUCCUGUUCCUUAAUAUCAUCCAGAAGAAACGUCCUUCAAUUCUACCAAAACCACUUCGAACCUGGGAGUUCCUACCCUGGUGGCUGCAUUCCCUAAAACCUCUUGAUUAUGUGUUUGGAUGCAGGUGGUGUCGGCAACAACUCCAAUCCGAAAGCGACAGGAAAUCAAUUAUCAUUGCUUCUAAUGGUAAAGAAAACGAAGUCAAUGGUCUAAGUAACGCAGCUUUCGAUAGUCCUUUGUAGACUGACUGUUUCCAUGGUUACUGACCAAGUUUGGUUUUCAACCGUAUUUAUUUAAACAAAAAAAUAAAGAAAGACAGUCUGUCCCCAUGACCACUAUGUGUCCAGUUUGUUAGGAGGGUUCUUUCUACUUAAUAAAACGAGCCGUGAUGUUCAGGGCGAUUGACAGUUUAGAAAACUAUUCAUGUACAUCGCAUAACAUCAUGUGAUGCAAUGCAUACAAUGUGCGUGAAGAUUGGGUAUCAUGUUAUAGGGUUUUAAGGAUGCAGUAUUUAUUAACAUAUUAACUCCAUAUUUAGUUUCCCUCCAAUAAGAUGCAGUUUAUCAUGUUAUAUGGUGUAGAUAGACCUUAACACUGAUAAUCACAUACUAGAUGACAUUCUUUGUUUUAUCUCUCUAUAUUUGAUGAAGCGACUGCGCAUUUUGAAUAUUACUUUUACCCAAAAAUAGGCAAUUGCUGAAUUUUUUAAUCCCUUUAAUUAGUAUGCUACCAUUUGAUUUUUUUUAGAAAAUUUGAGACUUUGUAAGGAAUAUAUUUCCUUGCCUUGACAUAAAAAUAAACAAUGAAAUAAGUGAUAAAGUGUGAUCGAAUAUGAUCCAAAAACGUAAAGGAAACAAUGGAAAUUGGUUCUAUAUUAUUAUGACUGUAAUCAUUAUAACCGUUAUUUUGUACUUGGAAUGAGGCUGACACUACUUUAUGAAUUUUUUUGUCAGGUAGAUUCUCUUUCAAAUUUACACAGUACUACUAUUAUACAAUGCAAAUUUAUCUUGGUUAUUAAGAGCAAUAUGGAUGUUGUACAUGUAUACAUAUUUAUGGGCAAUAUGCUGAAUGGUGUUUUAAUAACGCUGUCAUAACCCUUUGCGCGUAGUCUGCCAUAUUAUCUUUAAUGCAUGCUAAAUCUAUAUCGUAAAAAACACUGAAAGAACAAAAAAUAUCCAGGAAACUGAAUUAUACAUCUCGGCGCAUAUUUGAUUCCAAGAAAAAAAAUGCAUGGGUUUAGAAUGAUGAUGUACAGUGCGUCACAGAAUAAAGGAAACCGAGAUUCCCACAUAUUUUCCUCAAAGGCAAAUUAAUUAUGAUAUUUCAUUUACAUCAUCUACAUUGGGAUACAUAAUAUGUGACGAACACUUCACGUAUUAAUGAGCAAGACAGUUUGAAAUUUUAGUGUCAAAAUCAGUUUGCGCAGAACAAUGAGACAAUGAUUCGUGAAGCGACAGCCGUGCUCACUUGACCGACGAUUGACUAAUUAGCAUUUAUUUUGUAUUCUUUGUUUUCUCUCGGUGAUCCCUGAAAUGAGUGUGGAUUCGGAUAAACACGUUAUUUUCUGCGCAAAUCGUUUCUGAUAGGCCUCAAUAUUGUUUGUAACCUGCCAUGCGUGAAUGAUUUGCUAAGAUAUUGGUCUCAACUUAAAGAUGAGAUUCCACUAAAAUUCAUAGUAAACCAUGUCUAAUAAUUGUGAAAUCUCUCUUUUUUUGUAGGACGCACUGUAUAAUGGGGUCUACACAGAUCACAAAGUGCUGCAAUUCAUCUGAUAUGUAAAGCGUGUUAAGAAUUAUGUUUCCAGUUGUGAAAUUUUAGUAAAAUAUUAAUAUUUCCAUAUUUGAAGUGGUUAAUAUUAUACUUUUAUCUUUAUACUUGUAAUUAAAAGUUUAUAUAUUUUGCAAUAAAUCUAAAAUUGAUAAUAUAAGAA